This is a messenger RNA of Zonotrichia albicollis (white-throated sparrow), 2236 nucleotides long. NCBI's taxonomy places the organism in Eukaryota, Metazoa, Chordata, Aves, Passeriformes, Passerellidae. The record is from RefSeq and is a predicted model, not a curated record.
CUGUAGCAGAAGUGCAGCUUCGUGAUGAUCAAUAUACCCUUGACCACAUGCGUGCUUUUGGCAUGUAUAAUUAUCUUCACCUUGAUUCCUGGUACCAAGAUAAUGUCUACUAUGUUGAUCAGUUUGGAAGGGUUAUGAAUCUGUCAGUGACUCUGGACACUGCUCUGCAAAAACCAAGAGAAGUUUUCAGGCUACCUACAGACUUGACUGCGUGUGAUAAUCGCCUUUGUGCCUCAAUGCAUUUCUCAUCCUCCACGUGGGUUACCCUCUCUGAUGGUACAGGAAGACUGUAUUUAAUUAAAUCAGGCAAGCGUGGAAGCAGUGCAUCUGAAAAGUGGGAGAUUGUGUUUAAUGAAGAACUAGGAAGUCCAUUUAUUGUAGCACACAGUGUUUCAUUUGUGAAAUCUGAUGCACACUCACUAGCUGUGCUGCUGCUUAGGAUAGAAAAAGAUGAACUGGAUACAAAAGGGAGUGGAUUUCAUGUUACUUUGGAAUGGGUUACAAUUGCAGAAGGAAAAGAGGGUGAUCAUAGAUACGAAAUCAUUAAAAGGAGAGUUUUGCAAGGAAAAUCUGUCCCCCAUUAUGCAGCAAUAGAGCCAAGUGGAGAUGGUCUAAUGAUUGUUUCCCACAAACCAUUCACAUUUAUGCAAAGUGAAAGUGACAAAUUAGAAGAAAAUGAUGAUUCAAAAGUAUCAAAUGAAAAGAAAGUUGUAGACCCCCUCUACUACUGGCAGCAGACGGAAGAUGAUGUGACCAUAACAGUUCACCUGCCUCAAGACAUCACAAGGGAUGACAUAAAAAUACAUUUUUCCCCUGAUAAUAUAUGUGUUACACUGAAAGACCAGCCUCCUUUGAUGGAAGGAAAGCUCUAUUCAUCUGUGGACCAUGAAAGCUGCACAUGGAUAAUUAGAGAGGACAAAAGUUUGGAAAUCUCUCUGAUGAAGAAAAAUGAGGGAUGUCGGUGGACAGAGCUAAUCAUUGGUGACACAAGAGGGGAAUUCAUUAUGGACCCCUCCCAGUGCUCUGAAAUAGCUGAAAGCCUGAUGCAUCUUACCUCUGAAGUAAUGAAUCCAAACCCUGAUAAGGAAAAGCCACCUUGUAAUGCUCAAGAGUUAGAAGAAUGUGAUGCUUUUCUUGAAGAUGGUGCAAGCUUGUGCAGAUUUGAUGGUGAUAGCUUGAAAAUCACUCAUAUAAUUAAUCUUGGAAGUAACCAGUAUCUUUUCUCAGUCGUUGUGAAUCCCAAAGAAAUGCCAUGCUUCUGCCUGAGGCAUGAUGUUGAUGCUCUUCUCUGGCAGCCUCACUCUGACCAACCAGAGAAUAUGUGGGAGCACAUUGCAACUUUUAAUGCUUUGGGUUAUGUCCAAGCAUCAAAGCAAGACAAGAAGUUCAUGGCUUGUGCUCCAGAUUACUCCUACGCUGCUCUUUGCGAGUGCUUGCGAAGAGUUUUCAUCUAUCGCCAGCCGACUCCUCUGGCCACGGUUCUCUACAACAGGAAGGAAGGAAGACAAGUGGGACAGGUUGCUAAGCAGCUGGUAGCAACCCUAGAAGCCAAUGAUCCUAUCUUAGGCUUUCAAGCUACGAGUGAGAGAUUAUUUGUUCUCACAACAAAAACCUUGUUUUUAAUAAAGGUGAACUCUGGAAAUUAAUUAUUCAGUGUGCUCUGCUGUAGUUUGUGUUAACAAUUUGUUAUAGAAGUGAAUAAGUUGACGAUCUGACAAGGUCAGUGCAAUUUGCUGAAAAUGACAAAGGGGAUGUUUUACAGGGGAAUCAAAUUUCUUCAUUAGAAUUUUUCUGUAAGAAAGUGAGUUUUUGACUUUGCUGCCCUGGAAGUAAGUUUUUUCAGAGCUAUGGGAAAAUGUCUUCUGCAUUAACAUCUUUGUCAAAGUAAUUGUCAGAUGCUGCUAUUGCAUAGGUGAAUAGAUUUAUGCAUUGCUUUUUCCAAGUGACUUUAUUUGCUAUACUUCUGAGUUUUGAGAAUUGACUGCUGUUUUUAAAUGUCACUGCUUACCUAUGAAAAAAGUAGUCAGAUAAAGAUUUAAAAGCAUAUGAUAUGCCAAGUAGAAUGUAUUAUAAAGGAAAAAAUCUCCAGUUCAAAUACGGUUGACCAAAAAACUUUUGAUAUUUGAUUUGAUAUUUUGACAUUCAGUAGUUUUGAGUGGAAUGUGAGAGAAAUGAGAGAAAUUAAUGGGGUAUUAUGUUUCUUAUACAGGUAAUAAAAUGAAGCAAAUUUACUGUA